Molecule: messenger RNA, 3251 nt
Organism: Cylas formicarius (sweet potato weevil)
Lineage: Eukaryota; Metazoa; Arthropoda; Insecta; Coleoptera; Brentidae
Gene: spag
Product: RNA polymerase II-associated protein 3
Exons: 6
Coding region: 108-1802 (564 amino acids)
Molecular function (GO): protein binding
Source: RefSeq, a predicted model, not a curated record
UGGAUAUCGCAUACCAAUCUAGAAAAACAUUGUUGACUCUGUUGUAACUAACCAAAAACAGGCUGAAGUUUGCAAUUAAAAUUUUAAAGCAAAAGUUUUCUGAAGUAAUGGAUCUAAACAUUUUACAAAAACAACUUCGAGAUAAUGCAGCCGAUUUAGCGGAAUAUUCCAGAGAUUUAAAGAGUUGGGGCAAUGAAAUGAAACGAAAGGAAAUCUCCCUCACACAUAAACAGGAUCCUAGUAGUGAGAAACAAAGGAAAUCAGUUAUCAAAUCCUUUAACAAAAAUCGAUGCAAAACUGGUGCAACUGAUUAUAACUCAUGGGAAAAAUUUGAUGUUGAGGCUGAAUUAAAUCGUUUAGAUGGUGAUGUAGAAGAUGAAUCUGAAUUGUCCGAUGAAAUUGAUAAUAAGGCGCGAGAUGAAGCACUGGUUCAGAAAGAAAAGGGAAACAAAUUUGUUCAGGACAAAAAGUGGGAUCAAGCAAUUCUGUGUUACACAUCAGCAAUAAAAGCUUUUGCAUAUGAUCCUGUAUUCUAUGCAAAUAGAGCACUGUGCUAUUUGAAAAUAGAGCAAUAUAUUAAAGCUGAAGAUGAUUGCACAUUUUCAUUAAAACUGGAUAAAACAUACGUGAAAGCUUUACAAAGGCGAGCAGCAGCUAGGGAAAAGCUAAAUAAAUUUGGGGAAGCUAAAGUUGAUCUCGAAAAUGUUUUAUUGUUGGAACCCAAAAACAACGAGACAAAACAAGUUCUUGAAAGAAUAAAGAAAAAGUUUGGCAAAUUCGAGGAAACAGUAAGUUCUAAUCAUUCUUCAGAGCAACGUCCAGUUUCAAAGUUCUCAGCGUCUCGUAACAAGAUUCAGCAGAAUUUUAAAUCAGGUUCCUCUAAUCUUGAAAACUCUAACACUCCUGAUGAUAUCACAAAAACAGAGCAAGAACAAUCUAAAAUUGAGAAUAUCUCUAAAUUACAAACAAAAUGUGCCCAUGGAUCAUGGCCCCAUUUCGAUGAUAUAAUAUUGAUUAAUCCUGUUAGUAAACCUCCUCAUUUGAGAUCAACAAAACCUUUAAAGAGAGUACAAAUCGAUGAAAUCAAAGAGUAUGAUAAAAAUGAAAAUCAUGAUGGUCAAAAGAUCGAAAAAAUAAUGCCUACAUUAAUUGAUCAUGAUUCUCCAAUAAAGCAUGAAAUUAUUGAAAAGACUAUGAUAUUUGAUGUUGAAACUAUAAAAGAGAAGAGGUCAAUGUUUAAAAGAAAGAGAGAGCAAGGUACAAGUGAGCAAAAUGUUAAAACUUCUGAAGUAAGGCCUCAAUCCAACCAAGAUUACGUAUCCCUUAAAAGUGAUGACCUAAAAGUCAUUGAACGAAAAGAUUCAGAAAAUUUAAAGGAUAUAAAAAAUACUUGCAAUAUCUCUUUAACAAAUUCGGGAAAAAACCUAGUAGAACACUUAGACAAUCCCAAAAAUUCAGUGCAAUUUUAUAGUGCAUGGAGAAAUUUAAGGAGUCCUUCAGAACAAUAUAUCUUUUUAAAACGGAUAAAACCGACAGAUAUACCAGAUAUUUUUAAAGAAUCGCUGGAUAGUAACGUUUUUAGCAGUAUAUUAAACCUACUAGCCACAGAAUUUUUUAAACAAAAGGAUGAAACUUAUGAAUAUUUAGUUAAUUUCACCAGAGUGAAGAGAUUUUCGGCACUAGUGAUGUUUAUGAAUUCGACUGAUAAAAGAAAUUUGUGGAAACUUAUUAUUGGAAUAAGAGAAACUGAAAAUAAGUCCAAGGUUGAUGUUGAUUAUUUAAUUGAAAGUUACGAAUUAUAAGUUAUACCUUAGCUCUACUAGCUACUAGCUACAUUAAUAUGUAGUAUUGUUAUUGCAAUCAGACAUUGUAGACCUUAAAAUAGAAAUGAAGGUUCUAAUCAACUGGAUUCCACAACUUAUUCAUUCAUUGGUGUCCAUCAAUGGGAUGUCACAGCUGACCUGAACUGUACAUUUUUUUGAAUCUUUGGCGAAUGAUUGUUUAUGACAUACAUAUUUGGAUUCAACAUUGGAAACUUCUUUUUUUUUGCACACUGCUCUGUUUUCCCCUCAAUAGUUCUAAAAGAUUGGCUCCAUUAUCUUCAUUCCAGCAAGUACUUAUUAAUUUGAUUUGUCAACUCUUGUGAAGAGACAACAGCUUUAUAAAUCUAAUUUUAUGAAUGGUCAUCAUUUCAUGGUUGACCUUUACUAUACCUAGUCGAUUAUAGUACAAUUAUUUACUUAAACAACUUUUACUAAAAGGAACAAUUUCUUAUAAAACCUUAAGUACUCAAUCCAGUAUCAAAAACAAAUACAUGUUUGUCAUAUAAGAUAAGAAACAAAUACACACCACAUUCAUCUUUUUUUUUUACGAAAAAUGAAGAGUUUGGGAAAAAUAUUUACAAUAUACCGCCAAGGACACCUCAGGGUGCCUUUCAUUCCAUACCGCAAAAUAUGUUAUCCAGAAGAAAUACUAAAAGGAUGUUGAACUUCCAUUAUCUUUAUUUUUAACUUACACAACGUUUCGGAUAGUUGUAUCACUACCCGUUAUCAAGUGUAACAGUUUACACUUGAUAACGGAACUGUGUAAGUUAAAUAUAAAGACAAUGGAAGUUCGACAUCCUUUUAGUAUUUCUGCUGAAUCAGUGCCUACCACCUGCAAGCAAGUGUACAUAAAACACAGCAAGAAUAAUGGACACCCCUUUGAGCAUUUGUUAAAAUAAUAAUUCUUGCAAGUUCUUACAUGUUAGAGUAUAAACAAUUUCUGAAUUACGUAUGUAACAGUCACUUACCUGUAUUUUUUUAAAAAUAAUUUUGAAAACCGAGGCAAAUGAGGUUUGUACCCUGUUUAAAAUAAAGUGGAUGUGCAAAAAACAGGAUUGAUUCUUUCCUUCCAUAAAAUAAUAGACAUUAUUAAUACAAUACACACCACUGGUAUUUUUGAAAAUACCAAAAACUCGUAUAUUUGAAACAAUAUUUUAAAAAACUGCUCAACCAAAUACAAAUUGCAGGAUUUACGCUAUAUUAUGCUUUUCAUGAUCUCAUAAUGCAAUUUGAAGGUGUAAAAAUUGAUUGUUGAGAUUCGUGGAUUACCGACCAAAAAAUCUUUGAAGAUCUAUUUGAGGUUACAGUUGUUUUUUAAUUAAUUGUUUAAUUUUGUUUGUCCUUAAUAUUUAAGCAUUCAUGUAAAAGUGAUUACCAUUAGCAAACUUUAUUUAAUAAUCUAAAAAUUAUAAUUGCUGCUACAAAAUA